This is a messenger RNA of Priapulus caudatus, 6354 nucleotides long. RefSeq lists its product as uncharacterized. The coding region runs from base 184 to 5004 and encodes 1606 amino acids. The record is from RefSeq and is a predicted model, not a curated record. NCBI's taxonomy places the organism in Eukaryota, Metazoa, Priapulida, Priapulimorpha, Priapulimorphida, Priapulidae. The transcript has 7 exons.
UGAAUGUAUUUCAAACGUCGUUGUUCGUUUGCGUAAACGACAGAAGCUACGUCGUCAUACAUUCUGAGUGAAUUAUAAAUAUAUUUUCACUUGUAUAAAACACUGAAUUUAACGUGGUAAAUGAAUAUGGAUAUUUGUGCUGUCCGCCUGUGAAAUUCGCGCUACAUAGAUAAACGCGACACAAUGAGUAGCGUGAGUGAGAAUGAGAACUGUGAGGGUACAUUGACAGGCCUAUUCCACCUGGCUCUUUCUCCGGACCAUAAUGAUGCUGAACCAGCUGCAGAAGCGCUGGUGAAACGUUUAACUCGACUCUCAUCCAAUGACACCGACGGGACAUGUGACGAAUCCAUUGGUAAUGUUCUGCCGCCAGAUGCCGUUGACAUGCUGUCGACAAAAUUGGAUGCGUUGCUUCGCCAUCAGCUGACUAACAGAACAAUCACAAAUGCACAGGGGACUAAUCUAAUGAACCUAUUGGUAGAAGCCAUGUCCCAUCUCACCACAUGGAUCCAUGUUGGACCACCGGACAUUAACUGGGCGUAUCUAAUGGAUGUCGUCACAAGAGUUAUCAUCGCAUUGACCAAAGAGACCGGUGCAGCUUACAGAUCUACCAGCCUUGACUGCGCCAUGCGAAUUCUACUGUUUGCUAUGCCACGCUGUGCGACUGAGCAUUAUUGGAAAACGCUUAGAAGUAACAAGAAAUUGCAGAUGUCUCUCAACAUCAUCAAGUGGCAGGAAUUUACAGGAACACCGAAUCCUAGAUUAAUGGCAGAGGAACUGUAUCACACAUUGUUCAUAAAAGAGGAUGAUACUACUAUGAAUGAGCAAGCGUAUUUACUUGAUACUGGAGGAGGUGGUAGCAACAGCAAAGGCCUGACUGUCAUCUAUCAGAACCCAAAAGUCCACAAGAAAAACAUACAUCGGAAUGAUGAAAACGCUCAACAACCAAUACACAUGAGGAAUGCAUCACAACCAAUGGCAGCCUGUGACAGCGUUUCAGUCAAGAUUCUACCGAAUACACAUGGAUGUAAUAUUGUUCCUGAUAGUAUAAGGGGUAAUCCAAUUAAUGGCGAUCGUAACACUGAAGAGAAGGUAGGUGGUAAACACGAGAGGUAUUCAUCGGCAGCUCUACUUGGCAUAAAAGAAAGCAGUUUUAAUGACGAUGCUGAACAAGCGUAUCCUGGGGCAGAAGCAGCAGGGGGCCUGUUUGCGCAUGAUCGCGUGGAAACCCAAAGCGGGGCUGAAGAUUCUGGAGCCAUGAUCCAGAGUAAUGAUGACUCGUUGAAAGAUUGUAAAAAUGCACUAGACGUCAUCAAUACCUGCCACCGUCAGGAACGAGAAAGCGAGCGGGGAGCAAGAACGGAGAGCAACCGAGAAAGGGCGAGAAGCGAAGGGGAGUCGACGCAUGAAGUAGAUGCUGAUCAUGAUUGUCCCAAAUAUGCUCUUCAGAACAAAUGCGCCGUUGUGGCGAAUGAUAUUGACAUGGGCUGCAAUUUUGACACGUUUCCUGUAGUAGUAAGCGAACCAACAAUGAUAAGUGGUGAUUAUCUGUGUCAGUACAGGAAUACGAUUGAUCACGCUAAAGACAUCGACCAGUUGUCGGCAUCCUACAACAAACAUGAUGCGAAAAGCGAUCAGAACAACAACAUUGCACCAAAUUUCAGUAAAAACCUAAGCGACAUAGUCAAUGCUCGCAGCGAAAGUAAGUUAUUCAACGAUUCCGUUCGUGGAGCGUUUGAGGACAUCGUGGUAGAAUCCCACUCAUCUAGCAAUUUUGAUAUCGGUCAAUACGAGCUGAUUGAAUCUCAGUUAUUACGCGAUGGCUCGGCAUUCCAUAAUGGAAAUUCGGAUAAGCAACUCUCGCUCUUAUCUAGCGAUACGAAAGUCGCGAGUUCGUCUGCAGAUCAUGUAGUUACACUGCACUGCCGUGAGCCUGGCAGCGACGAAGGGCUUGGAUAUUGGCGACAAGGGGUAUCGGGGGAGUUUGGAGCCACCGCCACCAAAGAGCUAAAACAGAUAUCUGAGCAGUGGCCACCUUCUCUAGUCUUGGUACCCACUGAUUCAGAAAACGAGCAGUACGGCGAUGUAGCCGAUGGCGACGCGAUGGCGCCACUUGAUACACCGCGGCUAUGCCUACCUGAGUCUUACCAGCUCGGCUCGAGCGAUUCGCUCUUUGUUAAUCCACGUGGCUCGGCAACGGAUCUAACUAGCGACGUUGGUACUCCAUUUACGCGCCCGUUUUCUCCCUCAAACGUCAGUUGUUCAAAGUAUGCGAGAGAGGUGGCAUCAAGCACUCCUGCCGAGUUCAAUUGGGUCCUUCCUUUUUCCAUUCCUUCCUCUGGGUCGUUGGCUUGUGCCGAUGCUAACACCCCACUCAGCGCGAUACAUUGCCCAGAUAGGUUUUCGUCGGCGAUUUUAGAUCAGCAAUCCUCGUCGAUGUACGUCAACCCACCUAGUUCAUUUAUUGAUUAUCGAUCGCCCGUUGAUCUAUCAGUAUUGCCCUUGUCGAAGAUUUCAUCACUGAGCACUGAUCAGACUCUUGGAACCUUGCAGACAUCGCAGCAGGGCAUGUUAGAAGAGCAACGACUAAGCAACUCGCGCAGUGACCAAAUGGGGCCUGCCUGCUGUUGUAGGCAGAGUGCUUCGCUGUCCCAGGAUCCAUUUUGCUCACUUUGCGUUAAUGUGCCCGAUUCUGGACUCAUGACGGCCAGCCAGAUAACGUUGGAUUGCGGCAGCUUCACCACUGACUCCAAUUUUAUUAUUCUCAAAAAUCGUUCUCCGAUGGAAAAAGUCGACAGCGAUAUUGGCUGCAAACACGACCACACUUACUGGAAGCCUAGAGAGGAGAUGCGUGUAAAUAGUGCGGUGCAGGCUGAAUUACUAGGCCCUAAUCGACAGGAAAAGCCAUUUGAGGUACGUUACAAAGAAAGUGAGAGCACGCUCGCCGGUUCCGGUGUCGAAAAUUCGCAUGGUGAUAAUGACUUCUUACGUCUACCAUUAGACGACAUCAAUGAUGGUUCUGACAGAGAAAUGCCAUCGUCGCUGCACUCUAGGGGAUCGAGUUUAGACUCGCUUGAAUAUUUGCUGUCCUGGAGGGGCAAUGCCCUAAAACCUGCGGGCAGCACACUAAGCCUUGCUGGCUCCUUCAAAAGUUAUGGUAACGAUGAAAAUGACCGAUGGGAAGAUGAGAUGCACGCUAAUAAAGGCAACGCGACUAGCGCAAUCAGUCUUGCUGGAUCGUUCGGCAGUGACGACACGCAUAGGGACAGAGCAACGGUGAGACUCAUGCCAGAAGCUGCACAUUUUUUCCGUACUGUUCCUGCUGACUAUACAAAUGAUGACGAUGAUAUUAUAAACGGUGUGAAAUUAGUUGAAGCAAAUGCUGGCUCACCGAACCAUCACGGAAAUGCUACGGUUGACUGUGCAGAAGAGCAGCUAAGAGAUGAGCAGCCUAAUCUUGCAACUGUCACCGACAAAUGUUUUGACAAUUUUAUCGAUUUUCCAAUAGAGUUCGAGACCUUUGACGAUCUCAUUGACCCGAACCCGCACGCAAUUUACGAGGCUUCAGCAGAAUUAACGUGCAUUACCCCUGAUUACCCUCAAGAUUUAAUAGACGCUGAGCCAUUUGUUCACAGCAUUUCAGAUGAACUUCUAUCAGCAGUUAAUGUGGUGGAAACAGAGCGCGACGAAGCUAUUGAAGAUGAGGCGCCGCAGAAUAUCAUGGCUGCCGCCAGCGGCGCCAUUACCUCACUAGAACUCGAUUUCGCGCAAAUUCUGGAUUCAGCUGACGAAGAUUUGACGCCUAAGGUACCGCCGACCUCGCCCACGUGUGGGGUACCGGAUAUUCCAGAUCCAUACAUGCAUGCCUGUCAUGCCACAAAUGCGUUACAAGAUAUUUCACACGCUAUGGAUCAGCAGGAUGUUGUUCCAACCAAUAACAAGUGCGCUUCCGAUGACAUAUCUUCAAGCAUUCCUGAAAGAAUCCUGUCGGAGUUUUCCGAUUACCUAGAAGGACUCACAGCGAAGGAUAUAAUAGAUAUAUUUCAGCAAGAGGACAAUCGUGGCGUGACAGGUGCGACGUACAACGAAUCGCUUUCAACAACUACUCUCGACCACUGCGUUGAGAAAUCGACCGUAUUAGCCACGUGCUCAUUGGAAGAGAAUCGACCGGUAGAGUCACAUAACGAGAAGAACUACGUGCUCGAAGUACAAUCAUGCGAAGUAACAGGAACAAGGUUGUCAAACAUUGGCGAUGUCGACGGUGAAAGCGUGUCCGCGACGAAUUAUUUACCGUCUGAUAGCAGUAUUGCUUGCCUGCGCGAGCAAGCUUGUGAGAACCCUGAAGCUGAAAUCGCGAGUUCGUCAAACACGGAUAACAUUGACACAAGUGUUGCCAGUUCCGCGGUAGAGAAUGACUCCUCCGUAGCUUGCACUGAGGACACGACUAUGUCGGCUGGUGAGUAUACCUUGGACGACGCGUGUGUUACUUUGAGCGGAGGCCCAGGCGAUGGCACUAACACGUACAUCGCUUACAUGAAUUCCACAUCGUGUGACGCCGAAGCGACCCACAUCAGCGCAGCGAUCGGAAAAAGACCGGAUGUCAUACCGACAAGCGACUAUAGACUAUCGCGCCUGUGGGAUCUUGAAGAAGACAAGAGGCUGCCAAGUCUUGAAGAAUGCUCUUCUUCUCCCAAUCAUCCGCAGAAGGGGCAGGACGACAGUUUCAACAUCGAGAUCUCUGUCACCAACUGCUCCGGUGACGUCGUGGCAAAUGAGCUGGUUAAUAUUCCUAACUUAGAUAAAAGAAUUCAUUGCCGUCGUCGGAUACCUUAUCAAAUGUCUCUUGACGCGCCAUAUGAACCCCUAAAUACACUCUGUGACGAUUCGAAUUGCGCUCAGGAGACUAGAUCCAUUGCGACCGCAGAACGUGCUACAGAGAAUCGUGUAGAGGCACGCGACAUAGAGAGACCGAUUGGAAGACACGUGCUAUGCUGCUGUUUUAUUUAAGCGCAAGCUAUUCGGCUCCUUGUAUGUUUACCCUGGUCUGUUCUAUUCCGGAGGCAUAUUAGCUAGCACCAGCACUUGGCCUGGCUGGCUGGGAAGCCGAUUGUAGCGUUUUUGCUGAACCGGUUACAAAUAACGCUAGAGAUUCCGAAAACGCUGGAAUCGUGGCAGGGGUACAUUUUUAUACUAAUAUACUCCUAUUUAUGCUAUGAAUUUAAUGCGGUGCCACGCUAUAUAGUUUAGAUAAUGCUGCAUUGCGGUUUCAUCAGCAAGUCCGCAGUAGAUUGAACGAUAGCAUGUACGCAGAUUAUUUUUGAUAUUCUAAACUUUACAAGGACAAGUGGCGCCGCCAUUGUGGUAGCUUUUAUGCUACGCAGAUAAAAAGAAUUUAGUAAUCAGUGAAUAUCGGUGAACCAUAUAAACCCAGCAAUAUAUACGUAAUGCGUCUGGGUGAUUGCAUUCUUGCACGCAGUGUCCGCCUCGUCUUGUCUUCAUUUGAACGUAAAGCAUAAAAGUCAUCAUUUAAUUUUUAAUUUUAGGGACGUUAAUAGAAAUUAGAUGAGAAAUAUGAAUUAUUGAAAAUGCCCGCAAUUCUAAAACCAUUUGGCAUGAUAUAAUUUUAAUGCGUCCUGAAGAAUAGCGGCUGACGAACAUAAUCGGAAAUAAUUUAGCAGUAGUUCCACUUAAAUAAUUAUCUUCUCUGAAAUUCGGAAUUCAUAAUCAUACUGUAAUCGUCUACCGUCUAGCUAGUUAUUUUUGCUAUGCGAUUCUAACUGUUUGAUUUUCUUACACAGAAAUAUAGCUCUAGUUACCAUGGUGGCACUACGUUAUGGAAUGAAGGCUAUAGCGAGUCAAUCUAUAUAUAUAUAUAAAUCGGAUCGGUAUAAUCUUAAAGUAAUUAUUUUGUUUAGAUUUUUGUUUUGUUGAGAUAAUUGAAUAAAUGUAUUAGUAUAUUUAUAUAAUAAUAGUAUAGCAUAAUUUAAUAUUAAUAUAAGAAUAACGUUGUUGUUAUCAUUAGGUAUUAAUGUUUCACAUCGGUUGCACGCUUCUAUUGUAUUGAACGCUUUAGGUUUGUUUGCACCAUUUAAAUUAAUAUGAAAUGUGUGGGAAUAUAAAUGCGCAACGAUCAUGCCUAGGAAUUGUGGCAGAUUACACGUGAUUGUCUACCUGCCUACUCGCACACGUGCGUGUGUGUGUGUGAGAGAGAGAGAGAGAGAGAGAGAGAGAGAGAGAGAGAGAAAGAGCUCGCGCGUUCGUGCCUAAUACAAUCUGCAUUUGAUUAACUAUGACAUAGCGAUUAAACGUUGUAAUGGAAAUUUUCAUAAAAUAAAAUGGUAAUUUUGCAAUCCCAGA